Closterium sp. NIES-67 is the source of this 3408-nucleotide messenger RNA. The record is from the annotation of a GenBank genome assembly. NCBI's taxonomy places the organism in Eukaryota, Viridiplantae, Streptophyta, Zygnematophyceae, Desmidiales, Closteriaceae.
AACUCGCUCGUGCGAUGGGCCCCUCGGCGGUGCUCGGACGGAUUGGAAUCUCGGCGCCGCGUUGAUUGGCACAAGCACCAACUUACGUCACUUUCGCCGGGGAGAAACAGCCUGUUUCUGCUGCAUCUCUUUUCAUCUUACUGUACUGUCGGAUGACUCGUAACGUCUCGGCGGGAACUGUGCUGACUCAUCGGAUGCGGCAUCUCUUCUCACCGUCUCUAUCGCAGACCGGGUCGUCCACGUCGCGUGUGCGACAGGGUCCUCUGGUGUGCGCGUUCGAGGUGCGACGCCCGCUCGGGUAGAAGUCGCAGAGACCGUGUGAUAGCAACCCCGGAAAGGGGCCCCAGUUACUUGGGACCCCUCAUACCAAGGGGCCAUAGUAUGGUCGAGAUGCUUGUGGUCUAGAAAGCAGGGCAAUGGGAGAAGAACCGGAGGAGUACGGACCUUUUCACGACGGCACUAGUAGCACGAGGAGUCGACAUUAGAGCUAAUAAAUGGCAAUGGUUUUCGCGUCGGCGUUUUAUAGCGUGCUUGAGGCGAGACAUAACCGCGUGAGAGAGACUCAUUCUAGUCGGGUCUGACUCCAAAUUCUUGCGUAGCAUCACACCUCGAGCUCUACUGCGAAUCAGACUGAAGCGGAAGCAGUUUUUAAGGCGCCUCAAAUAUAUGCUCCACUGCGAUUCAGACUGUAGCGGAAGCGGUUGCCGGUCCGCGCGCCAGUAGUUCGGUCGUAUUCACUGAACGUCUUUUUUUAGGCGCCUUAAAAAUCGUCUGGGGUACUCUGUUCGAUAUACAGUGUCGCGCAGAUUCAGUGAAGCUUUGGGGCAUCAUUCACGCGAGAAUCCAUUAUGGAAUCGUCUGGCGGGACUGAUACUAGUGGCGACGAGCGGCGGCGGCCUCGCUACAAGCCGAAUCCGCUGUCGCUAUUGUCACGCCGCGUGAUGAUGGCCUCUGCGUCGUUGCUCCACGCGCCCUCCUCUCCUUCGGGCGCAGAAACGUCCGGCGAGACUGGAAACGAACAUCCUCGUUUUAAGCUGAAUCCGCUGUCGCUAUUGUCGCGUCAAGUGAUCUUGGCCUCUGCGUCUUUGCUGCACGCGCCCUCCUCUCCCACUCCCAUGUCGCCGUUCCUCCUGCCCCCUGCGCAACUGCCGCUGUUACCACCGGCUUCGCCAGCGUCGCCAGCAUCCUCGCAGCCUUCGCCAAGGACCCCUCGGCUACGAGAAGGCUCGCAACAAACGGAUGAGUCAAAGCCGCCGCGUUCGGAAGGGGAGGAGGCAGGCGUACCGAAGACGGGCAGGGAUGAAACGGGCAGGGAUGAAACGGACCUGGGCCGCAGGUUAGUAAGUGCGGGAUUAAGAGCCAACUUGGAGAGUCGAUGGUUCUUGGAAGCGCCAGAGACAUGGCUGGAGACGUGGGCUGAUCCGAUUGUUGCCAGCUGGAAAGAGGAACAUGUGGGAAGCGAGAUGGCGGGAGAAAAAGUGGUAGAUGAUAGCCGGAAAACGAUUGCUGCUGCGGCUGCGCGUUUGGAUAAAGAGAAGCAGCUACAAACGAGGAUGCGAACGGAAGCGGAGCGGGCGAGAUUGGCUGUGGAGGGGCGAAGCGAGGCAUUGAAACGAGGGGCGCUGUCGUUGCAGCGGGAUGUAGAAGCGCAGGGCAAGGCGCUAAAACGAGGGGUGGUUUCGUUACUAGCACAGCGAGACAUGGAGGAGCGAGUUGAGGGAGUGAGACGAGGGGCGGUGUCGUUACAGCGGGAUGUGCAGGGACGGAGCGAGGCGGUAAAACGAGGGAUGGCUUCGUUACUAGAGGAGGAUGUGGAGGCGCAAAGCGAGGCACUGAAGCGAGGGGUGCUGUCAUUACAACGGGAUGUGCAAGCGAACGUGCUGGCGUUUCGACGAGGGGCGGAGUUCUGGCGGCGAGCUGUGCACCUGUACGGCAGUUACAAGCUGUGUCAGCUCCAGGUGGCAGUGAGUGGCCAAUCAGAGGAGGAGAAAGCUGCCACGUGGCAGAGGCAGCAUGAGAAGGGAGCAGAUAUCCUCUAUGCGCUCUGCACCGACAUGAAAGGGUUCUUCCUCAAGGCCGGUCAAUUCUUGGCCAAGCCAGACCUCUCCCCACUGCCAUGGGUGGCCAAGCUAUCUUCUCUCCAUGACUCUGCCCCAGCCGAUCCCUUCCCCCUGGUGCUGCGGACAAUAGAGGCGGAGUUGGGAGGGGCGGCAUGGAGGGACGUGUGGGAAUGGGUGGAGGAGCAGCCUUUGGGGUCUGCCUCGAUCGCUCAAGUGCACCGAGGGAGGCUCAGAGGGGGCAAGGAGGUUGCUAUUAAGGUGCAGCACGCCGGCAGCAAGCCUCUCAUGCUGAUGGACCUGGCGAAUCUCAAGGCGUUUGCUGCCUUCCUGCAGCGCACCGAGCUGAACAUGGACGUCAUGGGUGCUCUGACCGAGCUAGAGAAGCAGAUCCGGUACGAGUUUGACUUCCGCAGGGAGGCAGCAGCCAUGGACACCAUCCAAGUCUCGCUGGCAGGUUCGGCAGCCUCAGGCACGGAAGCAGCGAGCCAGAGGCAACGAACCAAGAAGCGCUGGAAUCUCCUCGCAAGGCCUGCUCCUGCAGCUGCUUCCCCUUCUCCCGUGGUUGUGCCCCGGUCUGUACCUGGGCUGGUGACGAAGCGGCUUCUAGUGAUGGACCUGAUAAAGGGUGUUCCGAUUAUGCAGAUGGAGGAGGAGAUGCACAAGAGAGGGGUUGAUACCAAGGGGUUCUUUGCGAUGAGGGCCAAGAGGUCGAUUUUCCGGUCACUUGGGGCAGCUUAUGGGCUCAUGAUUCUGCGAGAUGGGCAUUUUCAAGCUGAUCCCCACCCAGGGAAUAUCCUCAUCUGCCCGGAUAAAAAGGUGGCUCUUUUGGACUACGGCCAAACCAAGCGUCUCCCACACACAUUGCGGCUUAAUCUAGCGCGCCUGAUACUCGCAGUGGCAGAUAAAGACAUGCAGCGAGUGGGUACGCUCUUCAAAGCUGUGGGCAUUCGGACAACCCUGACAGCUUUUGAGGAUCCUAAGAGUUUUCAUCGCAUGUCGUCGCUUAUGUUUGAUACUGCUGCGUCGGAGGGUGUUACAACAUCAAACCCGUUUUCAAGUGAAUCGACGCUGAAGAGAAACGGAGUUGAGAAAUUCCCCGAGGAUCUGUUCUUUGUGGUGCGCACCAUGCAGCUGCUAAGAGGCCUUGCCAUGGGAAUGGGGUUGAACGAAUCUCUCGCUGAGCAGUGGAGGUCGAUUGCAAAGCAAGUUAUCAAGGAGGCCGGUGAAUCAUGAGACAAGAAACAUGUACAUAGACAAGGAACAAGCUUGCACAAAACGUCAUGAAUAUGUCUGCACUUCUAAUUGUUUGCCUGUUAUGUGAUUGAUAUACAUCUCAAGCUGAAACAUC